CCACGCUCAAGCUUACAAGCCUUCGCUGUGUUGACAGCGGUGCCGGUGUGCUGCACACAGAUUCAUAUGAUCGGGAUUUUUUUCUGGCCAUCCAUCAGAUGUGAUCAAGAUAUCCAAACUUAUUUAUAAGCCGAACUUUAAAGUUGAUGAAGAUGCAGGAUGAUGCGCGAUACCUCAAACGCAAAGUGACUGCCGGUAGUUUAGAUGUCCAUCCCACAGAGAAGGCUCUUGUGGUUAAUUAUGAGGUUGAGGCAUCUGUCCUGGGAGAAGAUGGAGAUCCGGUGCUGGGUGAGCGCAAGGAGGGACAAAAAAUCAUCCGUGUGAAAAGCCUCUCUCCCACUACGGAUCUGUCAGCAUUGGCUAAGAAAGUUGUGGAAGAGUGUAAACUCAUUCCCACCUCCCGUUUGUCCCAGGUGGAGCAGCUCCUCUAUUACCUGCAGAACAGGAAAUCAUCUCCUGUGGAGGGCAAAUCAAAAGAAAACAGAGAAAAAAGAACAGCUAAGCCCAGAGACCUGACACCAUUUGAAGGGAUGGAGUUAAACGAGGAAGCUAGUAUAACCCAAGUGGACGAGUAUGUUGAGCUGCUCUACGAAGGCAUCCCAGAGAAGAUCAGGGGUUCUGCUCUCAUCCUACAGCUCGCUCGGAACCCUGAUAACCUGGAGGAGCUGCUGCACAAUGAAGCGGCUCUAGGUGCUCUGGCCAGAGUACUGAGGGAGGACUGGAAGCAGAGUAUUGAACUAGCUACCAUUAUCAUUUACAUCUUCUUCUGCUUUUCCAGUUUCUCUCAAUUUCACGGAGUUGUGAGUCAUUAUAAGAUAGGAACACUGUGUAUGAGUGUGGUGGAACAUGAGCUGAAGAGACACGAUAUGUGGCGGGAAGAUUUACGGAAGAAAAACAAGGCUUGUGAGUCAGCACCAGAAAAUGGCUCUCUCAGAAGAGACCAGGAGAAAGCUCUGAGAAAGUACCAAGGCCUCCUGGCUAAGCAGGAGCAGCUGCUCAGAGUGUCUCUUUAUCUCUUGCUGAACCUUGCCGAGGACACAAGGACGGAGCUGAAGAUGAGAAAUAAAAACAUUGUUGGUUUGCUGGUCAAAGUUCUUGAACGUGAUGACGAAGAGCUGCUAGUCCUGGUGGUUUCAUUCCUCAAAAAAUUAUCAAUCUUCCUGGAAAAUAAGAAUGACAUGGCGGAGGUUGAUACAGUGGAACGAUUAGCACGUCUCAUUCCCUGUGAACACGAGGACUUGUUAAACCUGACUCUGCGGUUGCUGCUCAACCUCUCCUUUGACUCAGGACUCAAAGCCAAGAUGGUGGAAGUGGGGUUGUUACCUAAGCUGACAGCACUGCUGGGUGACGAGAACAACCAGCAGGUAGCCAUGCGCAUCCUGUACCACAUCAGCAUGGACGACCGGUUCAAGGGCAUGUUUGUUUACACUGACUGCGUACCUCAGCUAAUGCAGAUGCUGUAUGAGCACUGUGAGGAGGACAUUGAAGCUGAGCUCAUCUCCCUCUGCAUCAACCUGGCUGCAAACAAGAGGAAUGCACAACUCAUGUGUGAAGGAAACGGACUGAAGAUGCUCAUGAAGAGAGCUCUGAAGACAAAAGACUGCCUUCUGAUGAAGAUGAUCAGAAAUAUCUCGCAGCAUAACGGGCCAACCAAACCACUCUUUAUAGAUUAUGUGGGUGACCUGGCAGCAGAGAUCCGUGCUCAGGAAAAGGAAGAGUGGGUUCUGGAGUGUCUGGGUACACUGGCCAACCUCACCAUCCCUGACCUGGACUGGGAAUUGGUACUAAAAGAGUAUAACCUGGUGCCUUACCUCAAAGACAGACUCAAACCAGGCUCAGCAGAGGAUGACCUCAUCCUGGAGGUGGUCAUUAUGAUUGGAACGGUUUCCACUGACGACGCCUGCGCCGCCAUGCUGGCUAAGUCUGGCAUAAUCCCUGCUCUUAUUGAGCUACUGAACGCCCAGCAGGAGGAUGAUGAGUUUGUGUGUCAGAUUGUGUACGUCUUCUAUCAGAUGGUGUUUCACCAAGCUACCCGAGACGUCAUCAUCAAAGACACCCAGGCGCCAGCUUACCUGAUAGAUCUGAUGCAUGACAAGAACGCAGAGAUCCGGAAAGUGUGUGAUAACACUCUCGACAUUAUUGCUGAGUACGAUGAGGAGUGGGGGAGGAAAAUUCAGUCGGAAAAAUUCCGUUUCCACAACAAUCAGUGGUUGGAGAUGGUUGAGAGUCGCCAAGCUGAUGAGCCCGAGCCUUAUCUGUAUGAUAAUGACAAUGAUAGGACCGAUCUGUUCUACAGUGCAGAUGGAAUAACUCCAGGAGAUGGCUCAGUCAGUCCAGAUUUCUUCAGCGACCUGCAGACUCAGAAUGGAGACUAUCACCUUGAAGGGGAUGUGAAUGAUGUCUUCGACCAGACCAGUUCAUCACCUGGAAGACCAGCCACUGCUUACGGGUUUAGACCUGAUGAACAACCUUUCUAUCAGUACUCAUAAACACAAACAUGUCUAAUUCUGCAUGUUCAGCUUUUUCACUACUCUAAUCCCAUUGUCUCCGCUCACCCUAUUGUACUUAUUUAGACGGUGGUCAUACAAGCUGUAAUGUAUCACAAUGACUAAUAAUAAUAAUAAUACUGUAAGUUUAACUAGUUCUGCUUUAAUGCAGUUACCCUUUUUUUUAUUCAUUCACCAUUAUAUCAAACAGACAAGUAGUUGAGUCUUCCUUGCCACAAGCGUCUUGCAGUCAUCAAAUUGUGUAAAGGAGUAUAAAUGGAUAUUUGUGGAAAUGUAUGUUGAUAGACUUAGCAUGUUUUUACUGUGUAAUAUUUAAUAUUUAUUAUUACUUCAAAUCCGCUGAAAGAACAAACAUCUCAUUGAUGAAAGGAUUGACACCAACCAGUUUUUUUUAACACUACCAUUUAAUUUUCUUAUUAACAUACAGUGAAAUACAUCUAGGUUUGUGUCUGUGUAACUGUGAAAUGGGCACAGUUUUGUCACAGUUUUACACUGGUAGGUUAAUUUGGACCAGGGUAGAGACUUACCUGUUUCUGUAACAUGAGUUAAAAUGGUCCAAAUUUAAGUUACAGAUUCAGGGAACAAGGACACUAAAAUGGAGAACAGAUUCACCCACAGGAGAACCUAAUGUCUGACACUUUGGCCAGAACUUCUGGUUCAGAUAUGCUGGUAGUGACCCAUGUAGCCACAAGCCUGCAGCAGAGAUGAAGAGCAAGCUACACAGGUAGUAAACCUUCUUAUACUCUUAGGAUGAAGCAGGAAAGUCUAAUUUAAGUUCAAACCCAAUGGAAAAGUGAAGACACAUGUUUACUCUAAGCUGGGGAAAACAAUGCUUCAGCUAUACAGUAUUUCAUAUAUUUAGUCUGUUUUGGCCAAGACACAAAGGUUAUAUCUUCCUGGUCAAAAAGUGUCACUGUUGUCAGACUUUAACAGUAUUAAAUUUCUUCAGUUUGUAGAAGCGAGGAGGUAGAGCAUCUGUUCCUACCACUCUAAAAUAAAUACAUGUUUUUUAGUUGAUGCCAUGCAGUUCUGAUACUCAUUCUGUUUUAUAAUGUCUUCAUAUCCAUAAGAGGGGGCCAUCAGAUCACUGGCAGCUGUUGUUGCAACCCCAGCUGUUCCUUAACUAAACUAGAUGUAAGGAGAGUCGUGUUAUCUGUCAGCAGGACACUGACAGCAGCUACCUAAUGUAUUACUUUUAAGCAUAUUUUGCACAUAUAGUUUAAAUUUCGUGCAUGUAUUUUUUUUUCUUACAUGUAAAUGUUUAUGUACUUUUUUGUAAUAGCAUUGCUACAUGUUCGGACACUACAACUAAGAACAAGUAAUGGAGUAGCAAUCCUCUCCAUCUCCCAUGGUCAUUCAUCUUCAGGUUCUUUAAGUAAAUAAUCCCACAUUUUAUAUGAAACGACUUCUUUUUUGCAUUCACAGUUACAUGCUGGGUUUUUUGGAUGCUUUAUGGAGGGCUCUUUUCAUUAGUUUUCUUUAGUUAAUAAAAUUGUUUUAGAAAACUG
Molecule: messenger RNA, 4015 nt
Organism: Melanotaenia boesemani (Boeseman's rainbowfish)
Lineage: Eukaryota; Metazoa; Chordata; Actinopteri; Atheriniformes; Melanotaeniidae
Product: kinesin-associated protein 3-like
Exons: 20
Coding region: 147-2489 (780 amino acids)
Biological process (GO): microtubule-based movement; cilium organization
Cellular component (GO): ciliary transition zone; kinesin II complex; axoneme
Molecular function (GO): kinesin binding
Source: RefSeq, a predicted model, not a curated record